This is a messenger RNA of Emys orbicularis (European pond turtle), 2025 nucleotides long. It is a transcript of the gene ALOX5, whose product is annotated as arachidonate 5-lipoxygenase. NCBI's taxonomy places the organism in Eukaryota, Metazoa, Chordata, Testudines, Emydidae. Gene Ontology annotation, biological process: lipoxygenase pathway; hepoxilin biosynthetic process; arachidonate metabolic process. The record is from RefSeq and is a predicted model, not a curated record. The coding region runs from base 1 to 2025 and encodes 674 amino acids. Gene Ontology annotation, molecular function: protein binding; iron ion binding; arachidonate 5-lipoxygenase activity. The transcript is spliced from 14 exons. Gene Ontology annotation, cellular component: nuclear envelope.
AUGCCGUCCUACACCGUCACCGUGGCCACCGGCACUCAGUGGUUCGCCGGCACCGACGACUACAUCUACCUGAUCCUGGAGGGCACCGCGGGCUGCAGCGAGAGGCACCUGCUGGACAAGCCCUUCUACAACGACUUCGAGCGGGGCGCGAUCGACUCCUACGAUGUGACAGUGGCAGAAGACCUGGGAGAAAUCCAGCUGCUAAAAAUUGAGAAGCGAAAGUACUGGGUUCAUGACGACUGGUACCUCAGGUACAUCACUGUGAAAACGCCAGUAGGUGACCAUCUGGAAUUCCCAUGUUACAGAUGGAUUACAGAGGAUAAAGAGAUUGUCCUCCGAGAUGGAAGAGCAAAGCUGCACCGGGAUGACAAGACUCAGAUCCUCAAGCAGCACAGACGCAAAGAACUUGAAGAACGGCAAAAAAUGUAUCGAUGGAAGGAAUGGCAUCCCGGCUUUCCUUUAAGCAUCGAUGCGAAUUGUCACAGUGACUUGCCUCGCGACAUCCAGUUUGACAGUGAGAAGGGAGUCGAUUUCGUUCUGAACUACUCCAAAGCGAUGGAGAAUCUCUAUGUCAACCGCUUCAUGCACAUGUUCCAGUCCUCCUGGAGUGACUUUGCAGAUUUCGAGAAGAUCUUUGUCCGAAUCAGCAAUACAAUCUCUGAAUACGUGAUGCAGCACUGGCAGGAAGAUUUUAUGUUUGGAUACCAGUUCCUGAAUGGAUGCAAUCCUGUAAUGAUCAAAAGAUGCAGAGAGCUACCCAAAAAGCUUCCAGUUACCACCGAUAUGGUGGAAUGCAGCCUGGAAAGGAACCUGACUCUGGAAGAGGAAAUAAAGCAAGGGAACAUUUUCCUAGUGGACUAUGAACUGCUGGAUGGUAUUGAUGCCAAUAAAACAGACCCAUGCACAUUACAGUACCUGGCUGCACCCAUCUGCUUACUGUAUAAGAACAUGGAGAAUAAGAUCGUUCCCAUUGCUAUCCAGAUCAGUCAAAUCCCCGGACCAGACAAUCCCAUUUUCCUCCCAUCAGAUGACAAAUACGACUGGUUAUUGGCGAAAAUUUGGGUUCGCUCUUCGGAUUUCCACAUGCAUCAGACUGUGACCCAUCUUCUGCGGACACACUUAAUUUCAGAAGUGUUUGGUAUAGCCAUGUUCCGGCAGCUGCCUGCUGUGCACCCCCUUUUCAAGCUCCUGGUACCCCAUGUGCGCUUCACAAUAGCCAUCAACACCAAAGCCCGAGAGCAGCUCAUCUGUGAAUGUGGCCUCUUUGACAAGGCGAAUGCCACUGGCGGAGGUGGACAUGUGCAAAUGGUCCAGCGAGCAACAAAAGAACUUACCUACAGUUCCCUCUGCUUCCCAGAGGAAAUCAAAGCCAAAGGGAUGGACAGCAAGGAAGAUAUCCCAUAUUACUACUAUCGGGAUGAUGGCAUCAAAGUCUGGGAGGCAAUAAAGAGCUUCAUGACAGACGUGAUUGACAUCUACUACGAGAGUGAUGAGGUCGUGUGUGAGGACCUGGAGCUCCAGGCCUUCGUCAAGGACGUCUAUGUCUAUGGAAUGAAGGGCAACAAGUCUUCAGGAUUUCCGAAGACAAUCAAGACCCGCGAGAAGCUAUCGGAAUAUCUAACUGUGGCAAUAUUCACAGCGUCAGCCCAGCACGCGGCUGUGAAUUUUGGUCAGUAUGACUGGUGUUCCUGGAUUCCCAACUCCCCUCCGACCAUGCGGCAGCCUCCCCCUACAGAAAAGGGGACAGUCACAAUUGAGCAGAUUGUGGAGAGCUUGCCAGACAGGGGUCGCUCUUGUUGGCAUCUUGGAGCUGUCUGGGCCUUGAGCCAGUUCCAGGAGAAUGAACUGUUCCUGGGUAUGUACCCAGAUGAGCACUUCGUAGAGAAGCCGGUGAAGCAGGCCAUGAUGAAAUUCCGCAAGGAUCUCGAUGAGAUCGUCAGCGUCAUCACUGAACGGAACAAGAACAAAAAACUACCCUACUAUUACCUUUCCCCAAACCGCAUCCCCAACAGCGUCGCUGUCUGA